Molecule: messenger RNA, 7361 nt
Organism: Penaeus indicus
Lineage: Eukaryota; Metazoa; Arthropoda; Malacostraca; Decapoda; Penaeidae
Product: serine/arginine repetitive matrix protein 2-like
Exons: 8
Coding region: 419-2380 (653 amino acids)
Biological process (GO): positive regulation of transcription by RNA polymerase II
Cellular component (GO): nucleus
Molecular function (GO): transcription factor binding; RNA binding
Source: RefSeq, a predicted model, not a curated record
GUCGGGAUCCCUCGUGCCCUUGCCACAGCUCCAGGUUACGCCACAGUCCCUGAGUCGUGCAGUGAAGACAGAGAGCCCAGAGAGAGGGCAGGAUGAGGAGAUCGAUAUUGAAACCGUGUCUGAGAAAACUCCAGUGUUGGAGGCCGGUGACCUGGACAGCCUCCUGGCCCAGUUUGAGGCCUCUGAGGCAGUUAACAAGACCUCAGGUGACGGGACCAAGGAUGGCCCCAGCAGCGCUCCUGAGCAGGUGAAGGCCACCGGAGGGUUUGGACCACACAGCAGGGGGCCUUCGGUGCCAGGUAUUGUCCCCCUGGGCAUCUCCCCACAGUCCUCCCCCACUCAUCAGAAGAUCAAGGAUGCUUUGCCCAAGGAGAUCAUUGAAAAGAUUAAAGCGUCAACUAAACGGAAAAGUACACAAAUGCUGUCUGAGCCACCGGUGCUGCGCAAAGGCCGUGGAGGUAGACAGCAAGAAGGAACUACCAACCGCAAUAAAAUUCUUCGUGUUGCACCCCAGAGCUCUUCUGCACAGACUGCAACAGAUGAACGAGUCCCUCCUCCAGUAGACCAUGACUACUGCUUCUCUCCAGACAAACAAAAGCAUGCCAAGCAAGACUCUAGUGAUAGGAUGAAUGAUGAGUUCUUUAAUAAACUUCCUGAUUAUUACACCACUAUGUCGAGACGCCAGUCAAAGAAAGCGAGCAUCUGUUCAGACGAUGGGCAUGAUGAUGGUGGGAAGAAGGACAGUGGUGUGGAGUCAGGAGAUGUGAGUGAUGCAAGUGUGGAAACAGAGGAGCGCAAGAAGGAAGGAAAGGAUGGAAGGAGUAGACAGGAAGUGUGGAAUAACCAGGAGAAGCUCAAAAGAAAUAAUGAUAACACAGAUGACGUAUAUGACAAAAUACCUGCUUAUAUGACUGAUAUCGGCAAUGCCAAGCCCAAAGAUGAUGAAGAGAUGAAUGAGAAUGAAGAAAAGGAAGGAGAUAACAUAGUCAUUACUACUAAGCCUGAGGUGAAGAAAAUCAAACGGAAACUCAACCUCUCUGAGUACCGGCAGAGAAUAAGAAGUGCGCAGAGUAGUACUUGCCCUUCCCCUAACCAUACUGACUCUGUGCAGACCUCGCCAAAGCCAGGUGACUUGCCGGUGUCUGAUCUGGUCCAAAAGAUGGAGGAGGCCAAGACUGAAGAGGAGAAGUCAGAUGUUGCGCCUAAAAAUAAUGCUGUUGAGGCAGUAGAGCCGGAGGAAGACACAGAGGAAGGAGAACUGAAGGGGGAUUCAGAUCCAGAGGUUCCUAUGAACCAGCUGGCAGAGAAGGCAGCUGAAGUCUACAGUGCAGUAAACAGGACACCCGAAAAGACUAUGCUGCCUGUUCAGCCAACCUCCUGCAGCAGCAUGGGGUCAACAAGCUCUCGUGAUAGCAGAAGGAGAAACUCCAGGACUUGCUCAAUGAGAAGGUGGUCAUCCUCAAGCAGAAGCAGAAGCCGAAGUAAGAGUCCCUUGAACAGCAAAAAGAACCACCUGUCUCGCAAACACAGAUCCUCGCGCGGGAAGAGAAGAAGGCGCCACAGGAACUCCCACUCGUCCGUAUCCCCACACAGCUCCUCCAGAAGAAGGUGGUCCAGAUCUCGGUCACGCUCCAGGUCCAGGUCAAGGUCCAGAUCUAGGUCGAGGUCAAGGUCGAGGUCGAGGUCGAGGUCGAGGUCGAGAUCGAGAUCCAGGUCAAAGGGGCGAUGCUCAUCCACAUGUAGUUCAUCUUCAUGCUCAAGCUCAAAAUCUAGGUCAAGGUCUCGCUCUACCAGGACACGAGAUAGGUGGGGAUAUUCGCGUAGAUACUCUAGAAGUCGCGAUAGAAGACGCAGAUCUCACAGUCGCUCAAGAUCACGUUCUUCGUCACGCUACAGCAGAGUCACACGUUCCCGCUCGCCCGUCUGGGGGAACAGAAGAUCCCGCUCGCCCCCUCGACUUCCACCGAGAAUAAGGAGACCGGAGGACGAGGAUCGAGUCAGACAAGUGGAAGAGCGUCGUGUCAUAUACAUCGGUCGCAUCAUGGAGGGGACCACCAAAGCAGAUCUGCGACGGCGAUUCCAAAAAUAUGGAACCAUUGUCGACAUUAGCGUUCAUUUUAGGGAACACGGGGACAAUUAUGGGUUUGUAACAUUUAAGAACAGGGACGAAGCUUACCAAGCUGUUGAGAAUGGUAACGAGGAUCCCUCACUCCCACGCUACGACCUGUGCUUUGGGGGGAGGCGAGCCUUCUGCAAAGUUCAGUAUUCUGACUUAGAUGCCCAAAACGAGUCAUACAUGGGGGGGUCUCUGUCAAGAGGUGCGCCACACGGGGACUUUGACACACUCUUGCGCGAAGCAUUGAAGAAGAAGUUACGAUGACCAUGGGGUUUUCUAGCAUUUACUUCUGUAGUAACUAUGUUUAGCUGACCUGUAGUGUUGGUUAGGAACAUGUGAUUAUAAUUUUUUUCUAAUAUUAUUCAUAGAUAUGUAAAUUAGUGUCAAAUUUUGCUAUGAAUUUUGCUUUUACUUUUUUUUUUUUCUUUUCAUUAAAUACCUGAUACUCAUUUUGGUCUGCCAUUUCUUACUUUUUUAUUUGCCAUUUGUUACCUGUUUUCUCCCGCAAGGUGAGAAACAAGUUGUUUUCCUACUAUACAUAGUAACUGAGAGAUUAAGUUUGUAUAUAGUUUCAGCAGAUUUUUGUUUCUCAAAAGAGCUUGUAUAUGAGUAUAUAUUAAGAGAUCAAAGUGCAGUGCGAUGGUCAGUGUUGUGUCCCCAUUUUCAAAAGUUCCUGCAACAGCCAGGGCGAGAAAGAAUAAAGCACAAUUAAACGUAGUGGAAAGUUGCCGGCUAAAAGAGGAUCCUGAAAUGUUCUGAAAACUUUUUUUAAGGUCUCUAAGCAACUUGAUCCGAAAGAGGAGGAAAAGAAUUGGGAACAGUAAAUCCCUCCCCCCCCCAUUUGAUAUAUAAAUAUAUGUAUAUAUAUGUAUAUAUACAUAUGCAUAUGUAUAUAUGCAUGCAUAUAUGUAUGUGUAUAUGUGUAUAUAUAUAUAUGUAUAUGUAUAUAUGUAUAUAUAUAAAUAAAUGAAAAUAUAUAUAUAUAUAUAUAUAUAUAUAUAUAUAUAUAUAUAUAUAUAUAUAUAUAUAUAUAUAUAUAUAUAUAUAUAUAUAUAUAUAUAUAUAACACUUCUGCAGGAUAUUAGAAUAUUAGGUAUUCCUCAACUUCAGUGCUGCUAAUAGUGAGAAAUUUUUUUCUCUCUCUUUUUCAAAUAGUAUGUGGCUUGCUGUGGCCCACUUGAUUUUUUUUAUUAUUAUUUUUAUUUUUUCCCCCUCACACACUGCUAACAGAGAAGCUAAAUUAGGUGAAUUCCUUGCUGUGUUAUGGCAAGUGUGAUAUGUGGCAUUGUUUAAAGUGUACAUUAUGUAGAGUUUGUUUAUUUGAUCACUUAAAGAUAGAUGUAUUUGUAUAGAUGAGGCUUGGUGCUUUGGAAGAGAGUAAGAGAGAUGCAGAAAUUGCCUGUGAGAGAGAAAGAAAAAAAGAAAGGGAAGGAGAAAUAGGGGGGAAGAGAGAGAGAAAGUAAGAGAGAGAGAGGAAGGAAGGAAGGAAGGAAGGAAGGAAGGAAGGAAGGAAGAAAAGAAGAAAAGAAGAAAAGAAGAAAAGAAGAAAAGAAGAAAGGAAGAAAGGAAGAAAGGAAGAAAGGAAGAAAGGAAGGAAGGAAGAAAGGAAGAAAGGAAGAAAGGAAGAAAGGAAGAAAGGAAGAAAGGAAGGAAGGAAGAAAGGAAGAAAGGAAGAAAGGAAGAAAGGAAGAAAGGAAGAAAGGAAGAAAGGAAGAAAGGAAGAAAGGAAGAAAGGAAGAAAGGAAGAAAGGAAGAAAGGAAGAAAGAAAGAAAGAAAGAAAGAAAGAAAGAAAGAAAGAAAGAAAGAAAGAAAGAAAGAAAGAAAGAAAGAGAAUGAAAAAGGAAAUGGAAAAAGAGAGAAGAAGUGAGAGAAUGAGCAGCAAGACCAAGGAUCCCAUGGGGGCAAACAACAAGAAGUUCAAGUGUAACAGAAUGGUCGAGUUACCAUUGGCCUGUGGAAAUACAACUCUUGAUUAGCAUGAGGUGCAGACACUGGCGACUGAGGAAGGGUCUUAUGUACUUUUGUAAAGCUUUCACGAGUCGUUGGUGAUUAGUACUUGGCUGUGUUUAUCAUUAUUGUCAUCAUCCUGAAUAUUCUUUUUUUUUGUUAUUGUUGUGAAAGUUAUUGAUGGUUAUUUCUCUUCUUGUUAGUGUUAUGAUGAUUAUUAUAACAUUUGUUUAUAAUUGUUAUCACUAAUUUUGUGAUCAUUAUCAUCAUCAUCAUCAGCAGGGCCCGACAGCUCACGUCUACAUAGUUUAUUGUGCCAUUGUUAUCAUACCAUGUUUCCCUUCAGCCAUACUGCGUUUUGUGAGAUAUUGCCUUUUCUCGGUUGUGGUAGAAGGAUCUAGUGAUAUAGGCUAUGUAAGUGUUACUUCCUGUAAGGAAACCAAAAUCUUGUAUACAUGUUAGCAUCAUUGCUUCAUGCCGAUGACAUUAGUUCUUUGGAAUGGUGGUUUACAUAGGUGUGCAGUGUAUUUGGAGCUUAUUGUUAUUAUUAUUAUUUUUUUUUUGUUUUAAAUUUUGUCGUACCUGCCAGGUGGUUUUACUUCAGACAUGAUCCCCCUUCCAAAUUAUGUAUUACUUAAAAAGGAGAAAUAAAUACUAGAGAAAAUACUCAGCUAAAGGAUGCACAUUUUGCCUGUGUUGCUUUUUUUGUUAAGCCAGAAAGAAUUGGCUUUAGGUGUUAGGGAUUCAUAUGCUUACUAAUGGAAUAAAAAAAGCUGCAGCUUGAACAAGAGAAAAGCAUUUGCAUAAGCACUAAUUUUUAAAUAGCUCAUCACAUUAUGAUACUGAGUUUUUGGUGUACAAGGUGCUAUUAGGAAUAAACUGGUUUUCUGUUAUUGAAAAGUUUGCAUCAAUUGUUGUCUCUGUAAGUAGGAAGAGUAUAUAUAUAUAUACAUAAUGAAUUUAUGAUGAAUUAAAUAAUGUUGAUGUUUGGUUAAAACUUAUGUAAAUAAUGAUAAUCCUUUAAAAAGGACCUUGUUUGCUUGAAGAUUAGAACUACACAACUAAAUGUCACAUACACGGAAAGGAAGCGAUAGAGAAUAUUCAUGAACACACAUGCACAGGCAUACGCUCAUGCACAGAGACAUACACCAGAUGUUGUGUAUUGUAAUGUGUGAUAAUGUUAUUCCUUUAGCCUUUGCAAGAGAACCAGAAAGAGUUAAACCAAAGCAGUACAAAUGGCUCUUGGGUAGCAAAUACUUUAUUUUGCAAAAACUCUCUCAAGCUCUGGCAAAGUUAGAAUAAAAAGGGAAGAGUAGAACGAUAGGUGAAACUCAAUAAGUGCAUUAUUAUUACUAUUAUUAUUAUUGCAGUUAUUAUUUUAUUAUUUUUAUUGGUUUUUGUCAUUAUCUUUUAAUCGUUGAAAGGUUACUUGCAUGUUUUGUUAUCAGUUGUUGAAGGACACUAAUUAUGUGGACUACUUUUUAAAAUUUUUGUUUCAAAGUUAUAGGAUUUUGCUGUUUUCUAUAAGAUAUUUUGAGGUCUGUACAUGAUAAUAUUUCUAUAUUAUUGUGUUCUUAUAUCACCCUUUUUUUUGUGAAAACGGAUAUUUAUAUUUGAUUAGGGAAGCUCUUCAAGGAUAUUAUCAGAACAAUUGAGUUAGCAAAUUUGCUUUUUUAAUUUUUGUUUUUGUUUGAAGAACCUUAGGAAAUGUAUCAAGUAAACAUUGAAACCUGAAUUGAUAAUUUGUGGAGAAUAUUAUUAUUAUUAUUUUUUUUUGUAGCACUAAAAUCUUUUACACGAAGUUUCAUUUGCAGCCAUAUGCUUACAUAGUACUAAGCAGUUACCAUGACUAUUUUUAUAAGAUAAAAUCCAAAAUGCUGAAAAAAAGGUAAUAUAAAAAAUACAAAAAACAGAACUAUGCUAUGGUUUCUAUAAGGCCGUAGAAGUGGGAGCAGGAAAGGAGACGGCAGUGAGCAUGUGAGGUGGGGGGCUGGUAGUGGUGUCAUUAUGACUAUUUUUGUAUUUAUUAUAUAAAUGACAGCAGUUCUCAGGGGGUCUUCACUACCACUUCUCAUGAUAUUGUACCUUUGUGAUAGAGAGAGGAGAACGUGAAAGGUUGUGUGCGUAAGUGGAUGAGGAGGUCCAUGUACUGUGUAUAUUACAGUAUUCAUAUAUAUAUAUAUACAUAUAUGUGUGUGUGUGUAUGUAUGUUUUCCCCUUUUUGUCUUGUGUAUACUCCUUAUUCACCCAGUGUUUGUUGGAGACUAUGUGGGGGGGUCUUGUGAGAUCAGCCAGAUUGGGUGUUGCCAACAAUUAUGAUGUUGAACAAAAAAAAAGAUGAAUUUUGCAGAGAAAUGGACAGAUCCUAUUUGAUACCGGGUAACGUGUUUUCUUAUUUAUUGUUAUUUAUUUAUUAUGUUUUUAUUAUUAUUGUGACCAAACUAGUUUAGUGCUCCCAGGAAUUUAUAGUUUUAACUCUGUUACUGAGUUUAUUGUGUGUGUAAUGAAGGUGUACAGAUUUUGUUAUGACACUGAAAUGUAUAUUAUCAGUGGGUUUACUUGGAUAUAGUCAUUGAUUUUAUCUGUGAGCAGUCUUCGGGAAAAAGACCAGACAAAAGCAUACUGCAAAAGCAAUAGUAGAAAGUGCAACAGUUUAGAAAAAAAGGUAAAACCAACAUUUUAUAAUUUUUUACAUGCAUCUUUAAAGAAAAAAGCACAUUUAAGUGGUAAAUGCCUUUCAGUCUUGUAUCGGACUUAAUGAUAUAUACACACAUAUAUGGAGUCUGUCGUAAAUAUAUAGAAAGAGAGCUGUUUGGUUCUUGCGUCCCCUGAUGAAUUCACCUGUUGGAGGUAUGGAGGUUACCUCGAAUUGUACAUAGUAGAAGCAUGACGGUAAUCUUGGCUUUUACAUUCAUUGUUGAUGCUUUGGCCAGAAAGAAGAAGAAAAAAAAACAUCCUUGUGAUAAGGUGAACUGUAUCACAAAACAUUACUUGUUAAUCCCAUGAAAAUAUUUACUACAAGUUAUCCCCCCCCAAAAAAUGGUUCUGUUGAACAGACAGGCUUUGAUGCCCAUAAAUUUAUUUAAUGUUCUGACAGCUUUAGUAUUGUAUAACAUUAAAAUAAAAAACAAUCUUUUGGGAUUAUGGAUAUUGACGGGUAAGGCAUUUUGAGUGUUAAAUUGGCCUACACAUGACAACCCUCCUCCCUCCCAUUCUGCAGUUGCAUGGAAACUUACUUGUUGUCAGCCAGGGUGAGCAGAAUGGUUUAUAGUAAUAAAAUAGCAGGGCAGUGACAAA